Molecule: messenger RNA, 665 nt
Organism: Musca domestica (house fly)
Lineage: Eukaryota; Metazoa; Arthropoda; Insecta; Diptera; Muscidae
Exons: 2
Coding region: 172-588 (138 amino acids)
Source: RefSeq, a predicted model, not a curated record
AUAAAAACAAAACGAAGAAGAUCGAAAAGCGCUCAUCAACAUCUUCGAUGUUAGUCUGAUUCGAUUCGUUUGUGGAAAGUGGCAAAGUGAAGGAAACACAAACGUCUAAAGGAAAUACAAAGUAAAAUUAAAUCUCGACAAUAAAAGAAGAAGAAAAAGAGAAACAAAAACAUGACGCAGCUAGUCAAUGAGGCGGCCAACAACAAACCACCACCAAAAGUUGAAGUUGUCAUCGAUCGCAAGGCCCAAAAGGCCGCCGAGAAGAUGUUGCGCUCCCAAAGGAAUUUAGAGAUUUACAAUAAUUUUGCAACACCCCUGGCGGGGACAUUCCUUAAUCUGCCCAUAACACCGGCUGUGAUACGCUGUCCCAGUUGCGGUGUCAAGGACAUGAGUGAAGUGCAUGUGGAGCCAAAGAAAUGGGCCAGGAAGUGUAACAGUUUCUUUGGUUGCUUAUUUGCUUCCCUGUGUUGUUGUUGCUGUUUCAAUUACUCCGAUCCAUGUGGCCAGUGUGACACGAAUCAUUAUUGCAGAAAUUGUAAUUGCUACUAUGGCCGAGCGAAGCGUAGACCACCCGCCUUGGUGGCAUGAAGUUGGUGGAAGGUAGACUCCAAGAGGCCUGCGAAUAUGUUUUUUAUUCGCAAAAUAAAUGGUAUUCUAUUAUUUAA